AUGUUUAAGGCAUGGUUUUUUCGUCGGGAGAGGGUUAUAAGACCGCGUAUUGAUGUGUUUGCAUACCCUAAUAAAUAUUUGAAAGAGCGUUAUCGUUUUUCAAGAGAUUCGUUAGUUUAUUUAAAACGUCUUUUAAAAACGCAUACCGCAAAUAUGACAAACCGCGGUUCUGCCUUAGCACUUAGGUUUUUUGCGUCUGGCAUUUUUUUGUACAGUGUGGGCGAUUCAGAGCAUGUGGGAAAGGCAACUGUGUGCAGAGCCGUUCGUACAGUAUGUCUGGCACUUAAACAGUUCUUACCCACGUUUGUGCAGUUCCCUGGCCAGAAACCUCUGCUUGUUAUUAAAGACGAAUUCCACAGAGUGGUAAUAUGUGAGGCAACCCAAAUCAUUACCAAUGUCGAGGCAAAAUGGCCAGGAUCUGUGAAUGAUGCCAGAAUUUUCCGCGAGUCAUCAUUAUGCCAGACAUUUCAGCAGGGACAGUACAAUGGUUACUUGCUGGGGGACAGAGGAUACCCUUGUCUGCCCUAUUUAAUGACACCCUACCCUGAACCUGAGCCUGGACCACAGACACGGUUUAACCUGGCUCACAACCAAACACGGGCCAAGGUGGAGAUGACUAUAGGGAUCCUCAAAUCUCGGUUUCAGUGUCUGCGUGGGCUCCGGGUUAGUCCUGAGAGGGCAUACGACAUUUUAGUGGCUUGUGUUGUGCUUCACAAUAUUGCCACUAUAAGAGUAGAGAGCCACCCUCCUUGUAUUGAGAAAGAUGGCCCAGAGGAACACCUACAGAUUUUAGAGGCCAGCAGAGAC
This is a messenger RNA of Tachysurus fulvidraco (yellow catfish), 807 nucleotides long. Its product is annotated as putative nuclease HARBI1. Lineage: Eukaryota; Metazoa; Chordata; Actinopteri; Siluriformes; Bagridae. The record is from RefSeq and is a predicted model, not a curated record.